GGUCGGGCUUAUUCAAUAAAAAGUUGGGCUUUCAACGCAUACGCAGCAUACUUGGCACAUCCUCAAUGGAUAUAGUGCGUGAGGUCUUUCCCGCUGUAAUGGUGCUCGGUGAUGAGUUGGAGCGUAUGCAUCCGCGCGUCUACACAGGCGUUGCACGGCAAAUUUGUCGUGCUCCGGGUGGUGAAUUUCAUUCAGCCGAAACUAUUACACUGCUCUUGGGUGCUGUUGGACGCGAUCUAUUUCGCACGGAAAUAACUUGGAGUAAAGUGAUUUCUUUGUUUGCCAUUGCCGGUGGACUUUCAGUGGAUUUUGUGCGUCAAGGUCAUCCAGAAUAUGUACCCAAGCUGGUGGAUGGCGUUUCGGAGGUUAUCGAGGAUGAAUUGGUAUCAUGGAUCAAUGAUAAUGGCGGUUGGCUUGGCCUUAACACACAUGUACUGCCAGUGACGAGUAGCUUUAGUUCCUUGGAAUGGACUACGAUUAUUAUUGGCUGCAUUUUCGGUUUAUUUGUACUAUAUAUGGUCUUAAGAUUUGUAUUUUUUUAUUUGAUACCAAAAGUGUAUCACCGUCUGACAUCAUAGCAAAAACUAGAUAUGUAUGUAUUCAUAAGUUUAUUAUAUACUACUUAUGUAGAUUAAGUAAUCAUUUUUUAAAGUAUAUUAAUAAUUAAGCUAAUUAGUGAA
Messenger RNA from Rhagoletis zephyria (snowberry fruit fly), 680 nucleotides. It is a transcript of the gene Buffy, whose product is annotated as BCL2 family apoptosis regulator buffy. Gene Ontology annotation, cellular component: mitochondrial outer membrane. Lineage: Eukaryota; Metazoa; Arthropoda; Insecta; Diptera; Tephritidae. The record is from RefSeq and is a predicted model, not a curated record. Gene Ontology annotation, molecular function: BH domain binding. Gene Ontology annotation, biological process: release of cytochrome c from mitochondria; regulation of apoptotic process; intrinsic apoptotic signaling pathway in response to DNA damage.